This is a messenger RNA of Melanotaenia boesemani (Boeseman's rainbowfish), 3839 nucleotides long. Its product is annotated as protein Wnt-7a. Bases 337 to 1389 code for a protein of 350 amino acids. NCBI's taxonomy places the organism in Eukaryota, Metazoa, Chordata, Actinopteri, Atheriniformes, Melanotaeniidae. The record is from RefSeq and is a predicted model, not a curated record. Gene Ontology annotation, molecular function: frizzled binding; cytokine activity. Gene Ontology annotation, cellular component: extracellular region. The transcript has 4 exons. Gene Ontology annotation, biological process: multicellular organism development; positive regulation of JNK cascade; cell fate commitment.
ACGCCCCAGAUAGAUGAGGCAGAUAUAUAGCCAAGACCUGCGGGUAGCAGAGGAACUGUGAGACAGAUAAUCGCACUUGCUCACCCUCGAGGGUUACCUGUGACACCUUAGCAAUGACAAGAGGGCCCAGCCAAAGGGGGCCACGUAAAGGGAGUUUGGAUGAUAUCCUUUUCGACGGUUUGUAAAAGUUCCCAAGCGCCUGCAGUUUUUGAUGCUUUUCGGCAUUUUGGACUUCCUUUGGAGUUACCUGUGCUGUGAUCGACCGGAGAACUCGAGCGAACCGAGUUUAUUAAUCAACUCUGCAGAUCGGUGCAUGAAACUGAGAGCUGGGCCGCAAUGAGUCGGAGAACACGACGCUGGAUUUUAAGAGUUUUGCUUUGUUUGGGGAUUGUUUACUUGAAAAUUGGUGGUUUCUCGUCAGUGGUGGCCCUAGGUGCGAGUAUAAUCUGUAACAAGAUCCCAGGUUUGGCCCCCAGACAACGGAUUAUCUGCCAGAGUCGCCCCGAUGCCAUUAUCGUCAUCGGAGAAGGAGCCCAAAUGGGCAUCAACGAGUGUCAGUUUCAGUUCAAAAACGGGCGCUGGAACUGCUCCGCGCUUGGAGAGAGGACCGUCUUCGGAAAAGAGUUGAAAGUGGGCAGCAAAGAGGCUGCGUUCACCUACGCCAUCAUUGCCGCGGGAGUGGCCCAUGCCAUUACAGCCGCCUGUACACAGGGUAACCUGAGUGACUGUAGCUGUGACAAGGAGAAGCAGGGUUUCUACAGUAAAGACCAAGGAUGGAAAUGGGGAGGCUGCUCGGCAGAUAUCAAAUACGGCCUGGGCUUCUCCAAAGUUUUUAUUGAUGCUCGGGAGGUCAAGCAGAAUGCAAGGACGCUCAUGAACCUCCAUAAUAACGAGGUGGGACGCAAGGUUCUGGAGAAGAACAUGCGACUGGAAUGCAAGUGUCACGGUGUCUCAGGCUCCUGCACAACCAAAACCUGCUGGACUACACUUCCCAAGUUCCGCGAGCUUGGCUACAUUCUCAAGGAGAAAUAUGCCCAUGCGGUGCACGUGGAACCAGUCAAAGCUAGCCGCAACAAGCGUCCUAAAUUCCUAAAAAUCAAGAAACCUUAUUCUUAUCGGAAGCCCCUGGAUACAGACCUAGUGUACAUAGACAAGUCGCCAAACUACUGUGAGGCGGAUCCUGUGACGGGGAGCCUGGGGACACAGGGUAGGGUGUGCAACAAGACAAUGAUGCAGCACAUCAGCGGCUGUGACCUGAUGUGCUGUGGUCGGGGAUACAACACACACCAGUACUCCCGCGUCUGGCAGUGCAACUGCAAGUUCCUGUGGUGCUGCUACGUUAAAUGUAACACCUGCAGCGAAAGGACAGAGGUGUACACAUGCAAAUGAGAAUAUUUAUUAGAUGGUAUGUCUGUGUGCGUGAGAGAUGAUGUAUGUGAGUGGUGCUGUUUUUGUGUGUUUUCAUGGACACAUUUUACAAAAAAAGGGCUGCUUUUGGAGUCUUUUCAUAUAUAAUGAGAAACUACCGCGCUGCGUAAGCAGGAAGCUGAAGAUGGGGCGUCAUGGUUCUUUUGCACACAAAGCUCUUCGGCCCCUCCCUUUUUUAUUUGGACGUUCUGUUGGGAUACAGUCUGAAAGCAGCGUUAUAAAACACUGUCAUGGGAAAAAUUGUAGCCUGGCCCCUGCGACUGGGUGACCACAGUGUGAGUCACUGAAGCGAAGUGUCAGGACUUUAAGCUAUUUGGACGUCUACUGACUUUUUCACUGUUUGGACUUUGCUAAUUCAGUUGAAUUAUGGUGGAUGUGAUGCUCGGCAGGACACACUGCUGACGUUCUCACCUCCCUGUGCACAGAUAAAACGACACAGCCAUUUGGAAUAUUUAACAUACUGUAUUUAGAGAAUGAGAAUUAUUAAUAUUAAUUUAUUCUAUAAAGAACUACUGAUUUGGUCCAUUGUGGAUCUAAAAUAACUAAAUGUCAUAAGGUUAUAGGUUAUUAAAGCAAUCAAACAUAUCCAUGGUUAAAGAUCUGCCUGGAAAAAUAUGUCACAUUGUAGAAUUAUGUUUUUCCAGAGGGAACUACUGUAGGCUAUUGAAUUUGACCUUACUGCCUUUUCAUGAGGUUGCCUUCCCUCUGUUUGCUGCUAGUCUAGAAAAUCCCACUUGUUGAGGCAGAAGGCUAAAUGCUAUAAACUGACUCUUUAGUGGCAAGAUUCACUUCAAGCUGAUGUAACUGGAAUAAAAACACUGGCAAAUUUUCCACAUUUGGUAAAUAUUGGUUAAAGAGUAUAUAUUUGUAAAAGCCUAUUUUUAUAUGAAUGUUUUAUUUAUAUCUUUUAUUUGCAUAUUCAGUUUCAUGCGUGCACCCUGUUUUUAAACCCUGGUGAAAACAAAAGGAAAAGAAAAAAGCUGAUAUACGUAAGUUGGCCCAAGCUGUCACUGCCAUUGCUGUAUAUUUUAAAGGAUAGAAACUGUUAAUGUGUGUCUGUGUUCAAACGUCUGUGUUUACUGCGUUUCAUGACUACUACUGAUGGAAUACAGGAACAGAAUAACACUAACAACAUUUUUCGUUAUUGCCUCCUCACACAUCACCUAUCACUCUGGCCAUAACAAAAAAAUAAAUCAAUGAAUGAAAAAAAGGAAAUUUGCAAAUACCACAAAGAAAAAACCUGUGGGGAAUGUUGCAAUGCCAAUAAAUGAAAGAAAGGAAGGACAUCAUAAUAAUUUUCUCAUAAACCAAUGAAUUGAUUAACUCAUGGAAUCAAUAUAUUUACUUUAAAGCAAACACAAAAAAGAAAUCUUGCAGCAUAUGUUUGUUUGCACCUUUGUAUAGCACUUUGAGGCACCAUAAGUUAAAGAUAAAUGCUGCUCAAUAUCAUGUGGUCACCAUGGAGAUAAAUCAGCUCUCAGAGGACAAGCACAAUGUGUGCAAUACUUGGCCAAAAGAGAGAUGUUCUUUCAGAGGGGAAAGUUAUUCAGCCUUAAUUGAGGGCCCAUCUUGCAGACUGGGAAGCAGUUGAAUGUGUGUGAGGAGAAAAGUGUUUGUGCUCUAAUGGUAGGGUACCGUUGUAAUUGAUGAGGCUGGAUGGGCAGACGUGUCACUGUGAUGACUUGCUCAGUUUGGGGGAGUGGGAGCUGUCAGGUGAUAGAUGACUUGCACAUCUGCUUCAUUCACUCCUGGGCCACUAGUUGCUACAACAACUACAGAGCAGCAGAGAAAAUGCAGGGCGGUCUCCAAGAGAGGCCGGCCGACGUGUCAGGGAAAUGUUAACGACGCUAAAGCCCACAGUCGUUACAGAUUCCACUCUCAUCGGCCUGAAAGUGGAGUGAGGAGACAGGGCCCAAAGGUGUUGAUGGAAAACCUGCUCCCAAUAAUCUCCUCGGACUAACAAAUGUAGCUUGUGAAGUUUUCACCUGUGCUGGAUUUUCGAACAUUUUCCCAGUAAAAACACGCCUUCUUUGUGAAAAAGCUGAGAAACAGAGCUGAGAAUUUGGGUUUAACUUACAGUAGAUAAGCCAUAUCGUGUAUCAGUGUCACUGAUAAUCUACCCAGAAAAGAGGGAAAAGGGCGUGAAGGGAUAAUAACAGUGGCUUGUCUCUGUCUGACAAAAGCUUUCAGCUUUCAUAAUAUUGAUACAAAAGACUUGUAUAAGAAAAGGCAGCUGCUCAAAAAGCUCUGGUUAAUACUAAACUAGGGUUUUGUGUGCAGGACUGGCACCACAUUUUCUCACUGACACCACACUUGCAUAUUAAGAGUCCUUUUUUUGUGUUUCCUUUUUAAUGUCACCUGUAACAUUGGAAAUCCAGAAGCUGAAUCCCAACUUUGUGUGAAUAGUUUGA